Messenger RNA from Verticillium alfalfae VaMs.102, 345 nucleotides. RefSeq lists its product with no specific name. The coding region runs from base 1 to 345 and encodes 114 amino acids. The record is from RefSeq and is a predicted model, not a curated record. Lineage: Eukaryota; Fungi; Ascomycota; Sordariomycetes; Glomerellales; Plectosphaerellaceae. The transcript has a single exon.
AUGUUGACGUUUUUGCGAGAGCACAACUACAAUGUUUCGAAACACAUCACUUCUAAUCUGUUGAUGGCCGUCAUGGUCCUCUGCACAAGUGUCUUCACCUGCGGCGGAGAACUCGGAGUAUAUUUUACUCCCCGAUCCAGAAUUGACUUUUUAGAAGAGCUGAGAAGAUUGCACGCUGGAAGUCGUCUGGCUUGGGCUCUAAACUGUCCGAACUGGACAAUGGCAACAUGGAGGCAGCUGUGCGACAUUGACCAACUGAAUUCAAGGCUAUCAAGCCGCAACACAAGUCCACACCAUCUACGAUUAUCAUUAUGGGCCACGCAGAUAGAAAGAUUGCGAGCCUAG